This is a messenger RNA of Nematostella vectensis (starlet sea anemone), 2796 nucleotides long. RefSeq lists its product as uncharacterized. The transcript is spliced from 11 exons. The coding region runs from base 184 to 1560 and encodes 458 amino acids. The record is from RefSeq and is a predicted model, not a curated record. Gene Ontology annotation, molecular function: lipid binding. Lineage: Eukaryota; Metazoa; Cnidaria; Anthozoa; Actiniaria; Edwardsiidae.
UCGACUCGGUUUCCAAUAAACAAAACCAUUUUGGUUUGGUUCUUGGUUCUUAUUCUGCUGUUAUGCCGUAGUUUCAUCUCUUUACUCUUGAUAUUUUUAGACAUACAUCAGGCUAUGUAAAGGAAGGAUUCUGGAGCUAAAUCCAUCGAGAAUUUCGUGGCUUUGUAAGCGAUUAUACUCAAGAUGAAAGAUAAACCGGCAGCAUGUCAGAGCGACAAGGAACAAGAGAUCAAAAUUAUACUUGGAUCAAAAGACGAAGUCGACUUUAGCCUGAUAGAAAAGGAUGGCCACAUUAUCGCUUCGUUCUUUCACGAGGAGGACUUUGCUGUUCCAGGAGGUUACUUUUUGUACUCCAUUAAUGAUCACCCGAUGCAUGGUGCCUCCGGAACAUUCUUAAAAGAUGUCAAAGAAAUGAUAGAGUGUCCCGACAGUUACCCCAUAACCCUGGUCUUCAAGAGUGAAGCUUGUCACAAAAGCAAGAAAAAGCUUACACUACCUGUGCCAGAUGACUUCCUUGGUGAAAUUCCAAAGUUGAGUGAAGCAGAAAUAAUAGAAUACAUGGAGCUAGCUAAAUCCUGGGCACCUAAUUUGCUAGAAGCAGCUAAAGCAACAGAGGGCUUCAAGUUCGUGAAAAGACAGGAUGAGGUGGAUAUUUACAUAGGAACACAGAGUGACAAAAAGAUUCAGCUUGUGAGGGGUUCAACUCUUGUCAAAUGUACCAAGGAUGAAAUGAGGGCUUUCAUGAUCUCUCACACAACAGAUUCAUUCAGGAGGCUUUUCCACAUGAUAGAUGUUAAUUUUGUUGAUGGAUUAAUGUUACAUCAGUUUCCUAGUGGGUACAAACACCCAAAUGUACCAUUCUUUUCUAUCAAAUGGGCCAUUAUUGGGCAGCCCGGCCCAAUCUGGUCUCGAGAUGUCUGUUGGUUGGAGUAUGGUGACAUAGUAACUGAUGAUGAUGGGAAGGAAGUUGGCUUUGGAGUGGGAUCGUCUGUCAGUCGGCCCGAAUGCCCUCCCAUGGAUCACUACCACCUCGUGAGGGCAGACCUCAUGUGCACAGGUUACGUCUUUAGGCCGUCAGAUGAUGCCGACUACAUGGAGGUGACAUAUGUCAUGCAGGCUGACCCGAAGGGCUGGAUCCCGACAUGGGCCGUCAGCCUCUUCGCCUGGCAGGAAGCCCUUAACCUUGCUAGGAUCCGCAAACAUGCUGAGGGCAUCCACUCGGCGCAAGUGCGCAUGUCUGGACACGAGCGUCAAGGCGCUGCCGUACAGGGAGUAUUCAUCCCACAUGGCAAGCAACACACCAUAGCAUUGCAUGUGUCGGAGAGCGAUGCAAGCCUCACGUUUGGAUUCUGCACUGCUAGUCACGAUGUAGGAUUUCACAUUACAGGACUGGCGCCCGAAGGGGAGAAAUGGGGCAAAAAUACUCGAUAUCACACGAAUGAAGACCCGGUCUAUGGCAAGGUGCGUGUGAAACAAGGCGAUUACCAGCUGGUGUUUGAUAACUCGUACAGCUGGUUUAAAGCAAAGCAAGUCUACUAUUGGUUUAACCUUGCCACAUAGCCAGACAAAUUAUUAUUGUAAUAUAGUAAUUCUAUUUAUAUUAUCCUUAAAAUUUUAUCGCAUGAUAUCGUAAAUCUUACGGUUUUAAUUAUCAUUUAGUUGUUAUCUUUCCGUCGAUGUAUACUAUACAAUUGAUUUUUAUAAAACAAUUAGACUCCUCAGGCUCCAUAAAACAAGGCGGGAGGUUACUGUCUCAAGAAUGGAGAUGUUCCUAUGUAAUAAUGGCUAUUUAAAUGGGAUUCGUUCCUAUGUUUUCUCAAGAAGGGAGUUGUUCCUAUGUAAUAAUGGCAGGGAUGCUCGUAAUGAAUGUUGAUUGAGCUUUUUAGGUUAAUUCUUUGUAUGGAGUCCCCCCUGAGAUAGCGAUGCCUUUGGUUGUUUCUGGUUGUUUUUACCUAUUGAGAAAAUAUUAUCGAUAUAUAGAAAUGAGUGCCUGUGCUCCCAUGUGGAUUGAAUGGUUCUGUGUUGAGCUUGUGUGUUUGGAGAAUAGUUCAAUAAUGAAAAAGCGUGUUAUUCUCGAUUUAUUAUAAUUUAAAAGUCUGAAUGUAGCACACUUCUCCCUAUUAUUACACUUGCCCUAAACACCUUUCAACUCUUUUUACAGCAGUUCAACCCAAUACUAGGAGUAAUGAAUGAUGGGUAAGUCGUUUAAACUUUUUUUUAGCAAUUCAACCCAAUACUAGGAAUAAUGAAUGAUGGGUAAGUCGUCCCACAUUCCUCUUUUCCCCCUCUAUCGAAGAACUUGAGUUUCAAGAUUAACUCUUGUCAAAAGAUCCCUGAUUCUCGAGACUGUUUAGUAUUGGAAGAUUAUUAGAGAGUAAUAUCUUGGCACUGGAUAUCCAGAGUAGUAGGGAAAAUUGUUAUAUGAUAGGAAUCUUCUGAAAUAGUAUAGAUAUAUUACAAAAAAGUUGCCAGCACGAAUUGCGAAAAGCGAUUGCCAAAUGGCAGUUCUACGACCGAAAGGUGUUUAUGGGUGGUAAUUAUUUGUAAAGAUCAAGGUGAUAAAUACAAGCUAUGUCAAAACCAUAUAUUUAUUAUAUUAAAUGGAUGGUCGUAUGUUUUUUUUCUGAAUUUGGAACAAAUAUUUUGGAACCCAUGGGUCCUUGUGGUUGUAGAACUACCUUUGUCAAUAAUCGACAUUUGCCGUUUGCACUAACAACGUUUUUUGAAUUAAGUAUAUUUCAUUGUGCAGUGAAAGAUAUAAAAACGAAAGAUGAAAUAAACAUAUUUUUUUACAAA